Glycine soja is the source of this 2111-nucleotide messenger RNA. RefSeq names its product ethylene-responsive transcription factor WRI1-like. NCBI's taxonomy places the organism in Eukaryota, Viridiplantae, Streptophyta, Magnoliopsida, Fabales, Fabaceae. The coding region runs from base 504 to 1742 and encodes 412 amino acids. The transcript is spliced from 7 exons. Gene Ontology annotation, biological process: regulation of DNA-templated transcription. Gene Ontology annotation, molecular function: DNA-binding transcription factor activity; DNA binding. The record is from RefSeq and is a predicted model, not a curated record.
GCUUAGAAUACAAAACCCCAUUGGUAGCAUGGCUGCACCACCUUGCGUCCUUGCCAAGUGUUGCUCAAAUUCAAGCCACUUAAUUAGCCAUGGUUGAUUGAUCAAGUUAAAUUCCAACCCAAGGUUAAAUCAUUACUCCCUUCUCAUCCUUCCCAACCCCAACCCCCAGAAAUAUUACAGAUUCAAUUGCUUAAUUAAAUACUAUUUUCCCCUCCUUCUAUAAUACCCUCCAAAAUCCUUUUCCUUCUUCAUUCUCCCUUUCUCUAUGUUUUGGUAAACCACUUUAGGUAACCAGAUUACUACUACUAUUGCUUCAUAUACAAAGAUGCUAUCGUAAAAAAGAGAGAAACUUGGGAAGUGGGAACACAUUCAAAAUCCUUGUUUUUCUUUUUGGUCUAAUUUUUCAUCUCAAAACACACCCAUUGAGUAUUUUUCAUUUUUUUGUUCUUUUGGGACAAAAAAGGUGGGUGUUGUUGGCAUUAUUGAAGAUAGAGGCCCCCAAAAUGAAGAGGUCUCCAGCAUCUUCUUGUUCAUCAUCUACUUCCUCUGUUGGGUUUGAAGCUCCCAUUGAAAAAAGAAGGCCUAAGCAUCCAAGGAGGAAUAAUUUGAAGUCACAAAAAUGCAAGCAGAACCAAACCACCACUGGUGGCAGAAGAAGCUCUAUCUAUAGAGGAGUUACAAGGCAUAGGUGGACAGGGAGGUUUGAAGCUCACCUAUGGGAUAAGAGCUCUUGGAACAACAUUCAGAGCAAGAAGGGUCGACAAGUUUAUUUGGGGGCAUAUGAUACUGAAGAAUCUGCAGCCCGUACCUAUGACCUUGCAGCCCUUAAAUACUGGGGAAAAGAUGCAACCCUGAAUUUCCCGAUAGAAACUUAUACCAAGGAGCUCGAGGAAAUGGACAAGGUUUCAAGAGAAGAAUAUUUGGCUUCUUUGCGGCGCCAAAGCAGUGGCUUUUCUAGAGGCCUGUCUAAGUACCGUGGGGUUGCUAGGCAUCAUCAUAAUGGUCGCUGGGAAGCACGAAUUGGAAGAGUAUGCGGAAACAAGUACCUCUACUUGGGGACAUAUAAAACUCAAGAGGAGGCAGCAGUGGCAUAUGACAUGGCAGCAAUAGAGUACCGUGGAGUCAAUGCAGUGACCAAUUUUGACAUAAGCAACUACAUGGACAAAAUAAAGAAGAAAAAUGACCAAACCCAACAACAACAAACAGAAGCACAAACGGAAACAGUUCCUAACUCCUCUGACUCUGAAGAAGUAGAAGUAGAACAACAGACAACAACAAUAACCACACCACCCCCAUCUGAAAAUCUGCACAUGCCACCACAGCAGCACCAAGUUCAAUACACCCCCCAUGUCUCUCCAAGGGAAGAAGAAUCAUCAUCACUGAUCACAAUUAUGGACCAUGUGCUUGAGCAGGAUCUGCCAUGGAGCUUCAUGUACACUGGCUUGUCUCAGUUUCAAGAUCCAAACUUGGCUUUCUGCAAAGGUGAUGAUGACUUGGUGGGCAUGUUUGAUAGUGCAGGGUUUGAGGAAGACAUUGAUUUUCUGUUCAGCACUCAACCUGGUGAUGAGACUGAGAGUGAUGUCAACAAUAUGAGCGCAGUUUUGGAUAGUGUUGAGUGUGGAGACACAAAUGGGGCUGGUGGAAGCAUGAUGCAUGUGGAUAACAAGCAGAAGAUAGUAUCAUUUGCUUCUUCACCAUCAUCUACAACUACAGUUUCUUGUGACUAUGCUCUAGAUCUAUGAUCUCUUCAGAAGGGUGAUGGAUGACCUACAUGGAAUGGAACCUUGUGUAGAUUAUUAUUGGGUUUGUUAUGCAUGUUGUUGGGGUUUGUUGUGAUAGGUUGGUGGAUGGGUGUGACUUGUGAAAAUGUUCAUUGGUUUUAGGAUUUUCCUUUCAUCCAUACGCCCUCUUCGAAAGAAGAAAAUGUUCAUUUUAGACUUGGAUUUUAGUAUAAAAAAAAGGAGAAAAAACCAAAAAUGUGAUUUGGGUGCAAACAAUGUUUUGUUUUUCUUUUUACUUUUGGGGUAAGGAGAUGAAGAGAGGGGAAAUUUAAACCAUUCCUAUUCUUGGGGGAUAAUGCAGUAUAAAUUAAGAUCAGACUGUUUUUAGCA